CGCCUGCGCAGUGGAGCUCGGCGCUCUCGUCUUGUGCUUGUGUGAGGUCUGGGUGGCCGGCUGUGACCCCAUGGCGGACCCCCGGGAGGAAUCGGAGCCCCUUCUGAGCCGGACCCGCGGCGGCAGUGCCCGCCAUUUCCCGGCGGGCGUACCCUCCUGUCACAGCAUCCAAGUCGGCCCUGGUGCCGUGGCCAGGCGGGAUCUGUGCUUGGACCAGGCUGUGGUGUUCAUCGAAGACGCCAUCCAGUAUCGCUCCAUCAACCACCGCGUGGACGCCAGGUCUCUGUGGCUGUACCGACGGUACUACUCCAGCACGAGCCAGUGGACUCUGAGCUUCACCAUUUUCUUGAUCCUGGCUUUGGCUUUUAUCGAGACCCCCUCGUCACUCACCAGCACCUCUGACGUGCGCUACCGCCUGGCCCCCUGGGAGCCGCCCUGCGGCCUGACCGAGGGCGUCGAGGCACUCUGCCUGCUGGUCUUCGUGGCCGAUGUCUCCGUGAAGAGCUACCUGGUUGGGUGGGCCCAGUUUCGGAAGAACCCCUGGCUGCUGGCCUACCUCGUGGUGCUGCUCGUGUCUCUCGUGGACUGGACCGUGUCGCUGAGCCUCAUUUGUCAGGAGCCUGUGCGGGUGCGCCGGCUUCUGCGCCCCUUCUUCCUGAUGCAGAACUCCUCCAUGAUGAAGAAGACGCUCAAAUGCAUCAGGUGGUCGCUGCCAGAGAUGGCCAGUGUUGGGCUGCUGCUGGCCGCCCACCUGUGCCUCUUCACCAUGUUGGGAAUGCUGCUCUUCCCCGGCGAGAAGGACGACAGGCGGGACAGGCAGCGGCUGACCUACUUCCGCAACCUGCCCGAGGCUCUGACCUCCCUCCUGGUGUUGCUCACCACCGCCAACAACCCUGAUGUUUCCCUUCCCUCUCCGACUUUUUCCCGUUUUCUUCCCUUUUCUUCCCAGUUUUCUUUCUCUGUUCCGUUCUCCUCUUCCCCUUGUUGUCUGUGUCCUGAGAAGCUAGAGGUGGACGGUGUUCUUUGUGUGGUGAUGGAUCAAGCUGUGCCCAGCGGGGCCCUUGGUGGUCUCCUCUUGGCGGCGCAGCCGUGGGUGAUGAUUCCUGCCUAUUCCAAGAACCGGCUCUAUGCCAUCUUUUUCAUAGCCUUCACCCUGAUAGGGAGCUUGUUUCUGAUGAACCUGCUGACGGCCAUCAUCUACAAUCAGUUCCGGGGCUACCUGAUGAAGUCUCUGCAGACCUCACUGUUGCGGAGGCGCCUGGGCAUCCGGGCUGCCUACAAGGUCCUCUCGUCCAUGACGGCAGAGGGAGAAGCCCACCCCGAGGGAGUCGGGGUGAAGCCCCAGGACUUCCUGCAGGUGCUUCAGAAAGUCCAGCUGGACAGUGACCACAAACAGGCCAUCACGGAGAAGCUGCAUUCCCGCAGUGGGGACCUGCUGUCAGCUGACGAGUUUCAGAAACUCUUCGAUGAGUUUGACAAAAGGGUGAUUAAAGAGCACCCGCCGCGGCCCGAGUACCGGUCUCCGUUUCUGCAGAGCGCCCAGUUCCUCUUCGGCCACCACUACUUUGACUACCUGGGCAACCUCAUGGCCCUUGGAAACCUCGUGACCAUCUGCGUGUUCCUGGUGUUGGAUGCACAUGUGCUGCCCAAGGACCGUGACGACUUCGUGCUGGGGAUUCUCAGCUGCGUCUUCAUCCUGUACUACCUGCUGGAGAUGCUGCUCAAGGUGUUUGCUCUGGGCCUGCGGGGGUACCUGGUCUCCUCCAGCAAUGUGUUCGACGGGCUACUCACCGCCGUCCUGCUGGUUUUGGAGAUCUCAACUCUGGCUGUGUACCGCUUCCCACACCCGGGCUGGAAGCCGGAGGCGCUGGGCCUGCUGUCGCUGUGGGACGUGACCCGGCUGGUGAACGUGCUCGUAGCCUUCCGUUUCUUGCGCAUCAUUCGCAGCGUGGAGCUGAUGGCUGUGGUGGCUAGUACCGUCCUGGACCUGAUCAGAAACAUGCGGGCUUUCGGCGGGAUCCUGGCGGUGGUCUACUACGUCUUUGCCAUCGUCGGCAUCAUCCUGUUCCGAGGUGUCAUCGUGGCUCCUGGAAACAGCAGCCUGGCCCCUGACAACGGCUCCGCGCCCUGCGGGAGCUUCGAGCAGCUGGAGUACUGGACCAACAACUUUGACGACUUUGCCGCCGCGCUGGUCACUCUGUGGGACGUGAUGGUCGUGAACAACUGGCAGGUGUUCCUGGACGCCUUCCGGCGCUACGCAGGCCCGUGGUCCAAGAUCUAUUUUGUGUUGUGGUGGCUGGUGUCGUCCGUCAUCUGGGUCAACCUGUUCCUGGCUCUGAUUCUGGAGAACUUCCUUCACAAGUGGGACCGCCGCAGUCACCUGCAGUCCCUCACAGGGGACCUAGAGGCCACCUCUGAGGUGACCGUGGAGCUCCUGUUCAGGGAUGUCCUGCAGGAGCCCACGGAGGAAGAGCUGGCAGAGAAGCUGAGCCACCACCCGCACCUGCAGCUGUGCAGGUGACGUCCAGACGCCUUCCUGGCUGGGGCGGCGGUAGGUGAUGCGGCCUCGGGAUGGGCGCUGGCCGGGGGAGGAGGCGGCCGCGGCGCACUGGAGAGGCUGCUCCCUUGGGCAGAGCCACCGUGCGUGCCGACGCUGGGACACACGCAGGCCCUGGUUUGCAGCCGAGCUGGACCACCUCCACGGCCCCUCAGGCGCCGUCCGCGCCACCUUCUUUUUAUAAGCUGCUUCCCUGAGACUUAUUUUUCUAAAUAUUGAAAGAGGGUGACUGGGAGGGAGAUGCAGUGGCCCUCCCCCUGGGCCCUGGGAUUUCCGUGGUGCCUUCACUGCCGGUGGCCUUCAGGGACCAGAGGCCCACGUGGGGCCCGCACAGGCCAACCGGCAGCUUUCCAGGGCGUUAAGCUUGGGAUCCUGGUUUUACAUGAUAAGAAUCUGGACUGUGUUUUAUUAUUUUAUGGCUCGUGUGAGUGUGAUUGGGUGCGUUUCUUUAUGCGUGAGAAUGCCAAUCAUCUUCAUCAGUAAGUCUUGCAAAGAAGGAGGUGGUCGUCCUUAUUCCGACACGACUGUGCUUCUCUGGAACGGGGCCACCUGGUCUCAGCCUGUCAGAAGCCAGUGCUGUGGUUGGACCAGCGCUUGUGGUUCGUACUGUGUUAGCAACCACCGUCAGGAAACUUUGAAAAAAUAAAGGUUUAUUACUUACGAGACCUGGAAAUUACAUAGUACACCGGGGGCCACACAGCGAGGUCUCGGGUAGAGAGAGAGAGAAUGUGGGCCUGGGGUUAUGCUUUUGUUGGGGUCGAGGGUUUCAGGGGCUCACUCUUUAUUGGUGAAUUUAAAACAUAAGAGCAGGAAUUUAAAGCCAAGGAAGAAAAAAAAAAAGUGGUCCAAAUGGUCAGUUAUCAAACUCAACCAAGAUUUCUAAAAUAAAUGAGCCUCAGUGGAGGAAGGUGGCCUGGCUCUUUAUCUCAUCGAGCGGCUGCCAGUGUGUUUAUUUGAGAUAGCCGUGUUUGAAGUGGACGCCUCUGCAAUCAAAGCUUAAGACAGGUACUUGCAUUACAGAAAAGAAGAAAACAACUGUCGGGGCUUAACACUACCCCGGGUAUUGUUGUGUAGGUUGUGCACUGCACAAGGGUACCUGGCUGCAAGGGUGUGUCCUGGCAUUGACUGUCUACCCCAGGAGGGGGACACCUUUUUCUAAUUUGCAAAAAGACAUGUAUAAGUCA
This is a messenger RNA of Lagenorhynchus albirostris (white-beaked dolphin), 3741 nucleotides long. RefSeq names its product two pore segment channel 2 (gene TPCN2). The record is from RefSeq and is a predicted model, not a curated record. Gene Ontology annotation, molecular function: monoatomic ion channel activity; voltage-gated channel activity. The transcript is spliced from 26 exons. Gene Ontology annotation, biological process: transmembrane transport; monoatomic ion transport. The coding region runs from base 71 to 2521 and encodes 816 amino acids. NCBI's taxonomy places the organism in Eukaryota, Metazoa, Chordata, Mammalia, Artiodactyla, Delphinidae. Gene Ontology annotation, cellular component: lysosomal membrane.